Messenger RNA from Sphaeroforma arctica JP610, 496 nucleotides. RefSeq lists its product as hypothetical. The record is from RefSeq and is a predicted model, not a curated record. Bases 1 to 270 code for a protein of 89 amino acids. The transcript is spliced from 2 exons. Lineage: Eukaryota; Ichthyosporea; Ichthyophonida.
AUGAGCACGGAAACAGAACCACUGCUACCUGUAUUCAAGGGCUAUGAAGAACAACACACUGCCCACGAGGCGGGGGUAGAUGAAACAAUCACCAGCAUGGCGCGAGCUCUAAAACGGCAGUUAACGAAGACAACCAUGGAUUCAGACAUUGUGGUGCAUCGCGGGCUGUUUCUGCAUGCUAUCGUUCUCAUUGAAAGCGCAUUGGACGGGCGACCACCGCCAGCCAAGACAGACCCCGCCUCCCUACGGUUUGGUUAUCGUACAGUGUAGUGUAUACUGCGUCUGUGAGCAUGCUUUCUGGCCAAGACUCGACCAUUUUAUUACAAUUGCACAUGUACAUAUGAUGUGUCUAUGGAGAGUUAUUACCCGCCGUAUUUCCUAAUUACUUUCAUAUUAGUCAGAAGUAUUCAUUUCUUUAAAUAACACAUUCCAGUAUCCCUCCCAGUGGUCGCACCUGUAGUUGCAUACUUUCAUAUUAAAAUAUUUAAUAUCGAAG